AUGUCGAACCUUUUAGGCAAACUCACGAACCAAUUAUCCGGCCAAAAGACGACGUCAGGCUCGCAACAGUCAUCAUUUUCUGGCAUCCAACACAAGAUCACUGAUGCCGUGACCGGGCAGAAGCACCCUCAAGAUUAUCAGAGUCAACCACAAUCUGAUGCCGGUGGCCACGGCGGGUACCAAGGAGGACAGGAAAGCUACAGAGGCGGCCACGGUGGUUAUGAGGGCGGUGGCCACGGCGGGUACCAAGGAGGACAGGAAAGCUACAGAGGCGGCCACGGUGGUUAUGAGGGCGGUGGCCACGGCGGGUACCAAGGAGGACAGGAAAGCUACAGAGGCGGCCACGGUGGUUAUGAGAGAGGUGGCCACGGCGGGUACCAAGGAGGACAGGAAAGCUACAGAGGCGGCCACGGUGGUUAUGAGGGCGGUGGCCACGGCGGGUACCAAGGAGGACAGGAAAGCUACAGAGGCGGCCACGGUGGUUAUGAGGGCGGUGGCCACGGCGGGUACCAAGGAGGACAGGAAAGCUACAGGGGCGGCCACGGUGGUUAUGAGGGCGGCCACGGCGGGUAA
Molecule: messenger RNA, 573 nt
Organism: Penicillium brevicompactum
Lineage: Eukaryota; Fungi; Ascomycota; Eurotiomycetes; Eurotiales; Aspergillaceae
Exons: 2
Coding region: 1-573 (190 amino acids)
Source: RefSeq, a predicted model, not a curated record